UUUUUAUUCCCCCAAAAAAAAAAAAAAAAAAAUCACUACCAUCUUCUCUGUCUCUCUCUACUUAGCUGUCUGUCUCUGUUGUUGUGCCCCUCUCUCUCUUUUUUCUCUUUCUCUCUCCUACCUGUCUUCGAGACUCUGCUGCUUCAUCAUCGGAAGAUCAGUUUGAGAGCUCUACAGUGUAAUAUCUUAAUCAACUGAAGUCAGCAGCAAUAUUUGGAAAUGGUAAACAGGUAUGGAGACUUUUGAUUUACAGCAAUUAUCAUGGUGCAGUGUAUAGAUGGAAUUCAGCAUUUAUUUCUUUCCAUUUUGCGGUGCUGUGAAAUUGAUGGUACCAAACCGCCGCGAGGUCUUGAAGAUCCUGAGCGUCUAGCGAGGGAGACUGUCUUUAGUGUGAGUGAGAUAGAGGCACUUUAUGAGCUUUUUAAACGAAUCAGCAGUGCUGUGAUUGAUGACGGUCUCAUCCAAAAGGAAGAGUUUCAAUUGGCCUUGUUUAGGACCAAUAGAAGGGAGAGCUUGUUUGCUGAUAGGGUCUUUGACUUGUUUGAUACAAAGCACAAUGGAGUUUUAGGCUUUGAGGAGUUCGCUCGUGGACUCUCUGUAUUCCAUCCACAAGCUCCCAUCGAACAAAAAAUCGAUUUUUCUUUUAAGCUUUAUGAUCUCAAGCAACAAGGUUACAUUGAGAGGGAGCAGGUGAAGCAAAUGGUUGUGGCUACAUUAGCUGAAACUGGUAUGAAUCUUGCAGACCAUGUUAUUGAAGAAAUCAUCACCAAGACCUUCGCUGAAACAGAUACCAAACAAGAUGGUAAGAUUGACAAAGAAGAAUGGAGAACCCUUGUCUACCGACAUCCUUCACUGCUGAAGAACAUGACCCUUCAAUAUUUGCAGGAAAUUACAAUUACGUUUCCGAGCUUUGUGUUCCAUUCUCAAGUUGAUGAUACCUGAAUUCCAUUCAAGUUUUGAUCUUUGGAUCGUUUCAUCCGUUGAUUUAUUGAUUGAUUUUGCUUUUACCAGACAAAUAUUCAGCAUGGUUUUUUUUCCUUUAUGGAACCCUUUUGUACAGACUACAGAGGUUUGAAAGAAUUGCUUCAUUAUACAUUAUGAAUCAUGAUUAGCUUUUAAAUAAUGUAACUUCUUUCUUUUGCGUACUUUUUUCUCGUUUGUUUUUUUCUUAUAUAUUUCAAGUGACAAGGGGACUAUAUGUUAAGUGACACGUAUA
Messenger RNA from Chenopodium quinoa (quinoa), 1216 nucleotides. RefSeq names its product calcineurin B-like protein 2. The transcript is spliced from 10 exons. NCBI's taxonomy places the organism in Eukaryota, Viridiplantae, Streptophyta, Magnoliopsida, Caryophyllales, Amaranthaceae. Gene Ontology annotation, molecular function: calcium ion binding; kinase binding. Gene Ontology annotation, biological process: calcium-mediated signaling. Bases 262 to 942 code for a protein of 226 amino acids. The record is from RefSeq and is a predicted model, not a curated record.